Molecule: messenger RNA, 1162 nt
Organism: Ornithodoros turicata
Lineage: Eukaryota; Metazoa; Arthropoda; Arachnida; Ixodida; Argasidae
Product: motile sperm domain-containing protein 1-like
Exons: 6
Coding region: 304-969 (221 amino acids)
Cellular component (GO): cytoplasm
Source: RefSeq, a predicted model, not a curated record
UUUUUAUUUUGUUUUCCUCUGCUAUUUUAGGCUUUUUAAAUAUGUAAUUCAUUCUACAUUUUUACCAGUUUCGUAUUCGAAUGUUGCACCUAUGACGUCGUCAUGACGUUUAGCAAGCAGCGCAAGCAGUCAGCUGUUUUUUGUUUGAAGUUGAGCGUCUGGGAAGUUUGCUGCCUGUGACCACAUACAAAGCCAAAGUGGAAUACGUAACAAGAACAGACAUACAUUCAAAAGGACUGUGAUGAAAUCUGAGGCACACGGUGUUCGCGUGGCCCUCGUGCUGGUUUGCGUGUGGACAUCCUGAUGUCAGCUCUGGGUGAGGGCCAGCUGCCUGUGUUUGUCUUCCCAAAUGCCAUCACCUUUUGCGCGGAUGACCAGGCUACCCACAAGCAACUGCUCACUCUCUACAACCCGUAUGACUUCCCCCUCACUUUCAGAGUAUUAUCCACGUGUCCACGGAAGUAUGUGGUUGUUGAUCCUGAGGGGACCAUUAAAUCGAGGUGUUGCGUCGACAUCGUGAUCCGACACAAUGCUGUCAGUGCAUCUCACUGUGGCGUCACAGACAAGUUCCGUAUUCAGAUUCAAGAACAAGGCCGCCGCCGCACUGUCUUGGGAAGACGAGAUGUGCCCGCAUUGCUCGUAGCCAGUGCGGCUGAGCUUGCGCCCUCCGCCGGUGGACAAGGAGUCGAAGGGACCGAGCAUUUUGAGCAGCUACCCUCUCCGCAGCCUGGAAACUUGCCCUUACUUCACGCACAGCAUUAUGCACUGGAUGCUAGAGGUAGCCGAUUAGCAACAAGCCACAACGUUACUGUUAUGGCAGCAGCUGUGGCCUGCUUCGUGGCACUCAUGCUACCCACGGAUGGAGAGCGAAGCUCUUCUCUGCCUAAGUACCUCCACCUGACUGUCACCCAGAAAAUGAUUGCUGCAUAUAUUCUUGGACUUGUGACGAUGGUCAUCUUCAGGGCCUGAGUGACUCAAGGCUCUUGUCAUUCCUUUCUACAGGAGAGUUCUGCAAGAGAGGGAAUGAUACAUUUUCCUCAACUCAUUUGUUUGUAUUGUGUUUGUUUGUCCCUCUUGUAAAGAGUUUUGUUUUAUGCACGCUGCAUUUUUAUUGUCUUGUAAAUUAUUUUUUAGGAAUUUUAAUAAAAGUCGUUUUGAUACA